Gamsiella multidivaricata is the source of this 819-nucleotide messenger RNA. Its product is annotated as rab-GTPase-TBC domain-containing protein. The record is from RefSeq and is a predicted model, not a curated record. NCBI's taxonomy places the organism in Eukaryota, Fungi, Mortierellomycota, Mortierellomycetes, Mortierellales, Mortierellaceae. The annotation marks the transcript as partial. The transcript has 2 exons.
AUGUCGUCGGAUUCCAAGGCACUGGAGCCACAGGAAGGUGACGAGGAGAUUGAUUGGGAGUUCUGGGGGAUGCUUGUGCAGGAUUACACCGCGGUGGCGAGCAAGUUACCACAUCUGCUGGCAGCUCGUGUGCGUCAAGGGCUGCCCUCAAAGCUCCGUGGACUGAUCUGGCAGUCCAUGUCCCAAGCCUCAUCGACGUACCUCGAGACCAUGUAUACCCAGCUCCUCAAGGAGUAUUCGCCCUAUGAGCGCAUCAUUCAGCGGGAUCUUGCCAGGACAUUCCCUCAGAUCGAUAUGUUCAAGGAGAAAGGAGACAAAGGACAGGAGAGUCUUCGCAAUGUUCUCAAGGCUUACUCACUUUAUGAUCCUCAUGUUGGAUACUGCCAAGGCCUCGGAUUCUUGGUUGGACCACUCCUCAUGAAUAUGGGCGAGAAGGAGGCGUUUUGUGUGUUUGUCCGAUUGAUGGAGACGUACGACAUGCGGACCAUGUUUACAAUGAAUAUGGAAGGACUUCAGCUCCGACUCUAUCAGUUCUCGGCAUUGCUCUCAGAGCAACUCCCAAUGCUCCACGCCCAUCUCUCGCUCCAUUCGAUCCAUGCUGCCAUGUAUGCCUCACAAUGGUUCCUGUCGCUUUUUGCGUACACGUAUCCUCUGCCGUUGGUCCUUCGAAUCUAUGAUGUCGUCUUCACGGAGGGAGCACCCGAGACGAUCAUGCGUGUCGCCGUCGCAUUUCUGAAAAAGAAUGAGGAAAAGUUGAUGCAACUUCAGGAGUUUGAGGAACUUCUGGAGAUGCUUUCGUCCAAGCUGUACGAUGUAUAU